Messenger RNA from Homo sapiens (human), 6010 nucleotides. RefSeq names its product ABR activator of RhoGEF and GTPase (gene ABR). Gene Ontology annotation, biological process: small GTPase-mediated signal transduction; signal transduction; intracellular signal transduction. The record is from RefSeq and is marked reviewed. The coding region runs from base 93 to 3449 and encodes 1118 amino acids. Lineage: Eukaryota; Metazoa; Chordata; Mammalia; Primates; Hominidae. Gene Ontology annotation, cellular component: axon; synapse; dendritic spine. The transcript has 23 exons. Gene Ontology annotation, molecular function: guanyl-nucleotide exchange factor activity; GTPase activator activity.
GAGGAGGCGCGAGGGCGGAAGGGGACACUUGACUUUCCCUCUGGUCUCUUCGGGGGCCGCGGGGAAGGGUCGGCGCGGACGGAGCUCGGGGCAUGUGGGACCCCCGCGCGUUCGAGCGGCGCUGGCGGGCCGAGUUCCCCGGGGCGGAGGCGCCGGUCCCGAGGCUGGAGUCGGUGCGGGACGCGGAGCGGGAGCUGGAGCGCCGCAGACUCAACCUGGAGCGGCUGCAACAGGUGCUGGCGGAGGAGCAGCUCAAAGCCUCGCUCCCGCAGGCCGCGCUGGCCCGGGGCGGCGGCGGAGACUCCGGGGAGCCCGGGCGCCCCGACCCCGAGGCCGAGUCUCCCCGCGGGGACCCCGGGCGCCCCGACCCCGAGGCCGAGUCUCCCCGCGGGGACCUGCCCGCCGGGCCCGGGGCGGCCGGAGAAGCCGGCGGGGGAAGGAGCUGGGCCGACGCCGUCCACCGGCAGCUCCUGCAGCCCCAGCUGCGGUUCCGGGCCCGGGAGGACGACGCGCCCCUCGGGGACCCCCAGGCGGCUCCCGGCACGGACGAGGGGGGCGACGGCGGCGACCACGACUUCGAGAUGGUGGAUUUCAACGAGAAGUUCAUCCUCAGCCACUGGCUGGUGGCCCCUUGCCGGUUCGGGACCCGCGAGCGGGCGCGCAGCCCCCGCCGCUGGAUGCACCUGAUCCCCGGGGGGCGGCGGCCGCAGCGGGGGACCCGCGACCUGGAGCAGCGGGAGGCCGAGGCCAAGGGCCGCCCGGGCUCGCCCCUCGCCGCGGAGGAGACCCCCGGGCGCGAGCACCUGCCCCCGUGGCGGCGCCGCAGGUUCCUGCGGGUGCCCGAGCGGGACUCGCCCGGCCACAGCUCGCCGGAGAGAGACAGCGACGGCAGCCGGCACAGCUCCGACCGCGAGGACGACUUCUCCGCAGACUUCAGCUACGGGACGGACGAGUACGACGGAGAGGGGAAUGAGGAGCAGAAGGGGCCCCCGGAGGGCUCAGAGACCAUGCCGUACAUCGAUGAGUCGCCCACCAUGUCCCCGCAGCUCAGCGCCCGCAGCCAGGGCGGGGGGGAUGGCGUCUCCCCGACUCCACCUGAGGGACUGGCUCCUGGGGUGGAAGCAGGGAAAGGCCUGGAGAUGAGGAAGCUGGUUCUCUCGGGGUUCUUGGCCAGCGAAGAGAUCUACAUUAACCAGCUGGAAGCCCUGUUGCUGCCCAUGAAACCCCUGAAGGCCACCGCCACCACCUCCCAGCCCGUGCUCACCAUCCAGCAGAUCGAGACCAUCUUCUACAAGAUCCAGGACAUCUAUGAGAUCCACAAGGAGUUCUAUGACAACCUGUGCCCCAAGGUGCAACAGUGGGACAGCCAGGUCACCAUGGGCCACCUCUUCCAGAAGCUGGCCAGCCAGCUCGGUGUGUACAAAGCGUUUGUCGAUAACUAUAAAGUCGCUCUGGAGACAGCUGAGAAGUGCAGCCAGUCCAACAACCAGUUCCAGAAGAUCUCAGAGGAACUCAAAGUGAAAGGUCCCAAGGACUCCAAGGACAGCCACACGUCUGUCACCAUGGAAGCUCUGCUCUACAAGCCCAUUGACCGGGUCACUCGGAGCACCCUAGUCCUACACGACCUGCUGAAGCACACACCUGUGGACCACCCCGACUACCCGCUGCUGCAGGAUGCCCUCCGCAUCUCCCAGAACUUCCUGUCCAGCAUCAACGAGGACAUCGACCCCCGCCGGACUGCAGUGACAACGCCCAAGGGGGAGACGCGACAGCUGGUGAAGGACGGCUUCCUGGUGGAAGUGUCAGAGAGCUCCCGGAAGCUGCGGCACGUCUUCCUCUUUACAGAUGUCCUACUGUGUGCCAAGCUGAAGAAGACCUCUGCAGGGAAGCACCAGCAGUAUGACUGUAAGUGGUACAUCCCCCUGGCCGACCUGGUGUUUCCAUCCCCCGAGGAGUCUGAGGCCAGCCCCCAGGUGCACCCCUUCCCAGACCAUGAGCUGGAGGACAUGAAGAUGAAGAUCUCUGCCCUCAAGAGUGAAAUCCAGAAGGAGAAAGCCAACAAAGGCCAGAGCCGGGCCAUCGAGCGCCUGAAGAAGAAGAUGUUUGAGAAUGAGUUCCUGCUGCUGCUCAACUCCCCCACAAUCCCGUUCAGGAUCCACAAUCGGAAUGGAAAGAGUUACCUGUUCCUACUGUCCUCGGACUACGAGAGGUCAGAGUGGAGAGAAGCAAUUCAGAAACUACAGAAGAAGGAUCUCCAGGCCUUUGUCCUGAGCUCAGUGGAGCUCCAGGUGCUCACAGGAUCCUGUUUCAAGCUUAGGACUGUACACAACAUUCCUGUCACCAGCAAUAAAGACGACGAUGAGUCUCCAGGACUCUAUGGCUUCCUUCAUGUCAUCGUCCACUCUGCCAAGGGAUUUAAGCAAUCAGCCAACCUGUACUGUACCCUGGAGGUGGAUUCCUUCGGCUAUUUUGUCAGCAAAGCCAAAACCAGGGUGUUCCGGGACACAGCGGAGCCCAAGUGGGAUGAGGAGUUUGAGAUCGAGCUGGAGGGCUCCCAGUCCCUGAGGAUCCUGUGCUAUGAGAAGUGCUAUGACAAGACCAAGGUCAACAAGGACAACAAUGAGAUCGUGGACAAGAUCAUGGGCAAAGGACAGAUCCAGCUGGACCCACAAACCGUGGAGACCAAGAACUGGCACACGGACGUGAUUGAGAUGAACGGGAUCAAAGUGGAAUUUUCCAUGAAAUUCACCAGCCGAGAUAUGAGCCUGAAGAGGACCCCGUCCAAAAAGCAGACCGGCGUCUUCGGUGUGAAGAUCAGCGUGGUGACGAAGCGGGAGCGCUCCAAGGUGCCCUACAUCGUCCGGCAGUGUGUGGAGGAGGUGGAGAAGAGGGGUAUCGAGGAGGUUGGCAUCUACAGGAUAUCGGGCGUGGCCACGGACAUCCAGGCGCUCAAGGCCGUCUUCGAUGCCAAUAACAAGGACAUCCUGCUGAUGCUGAGUGACAUGGACAUCAACGCCAUCGCCGGGACGCUCAAGCUGUACUUCCGGGAACUGCCCGAGCCGCUCCUCACGGACCGACUCUACCCAGCCUUCAUGGAGGGCAUCGCCCUGUCAGACCCUGCUGCCAAGGAAAACUGCAUGAUGCACCUGCUCCGCUCCCUGCCCGACCCCAACCUCAUCACCUUCCUCUUCCUGCUGGAACACUUGAAAAGGGUUGCCGAGAAGGAGCCCAUCAACAAAAUGUCACUUCACAACCUGGCUACCGUGUUUGGACCCACGUUACUGAGACCCUCAGAAGUGGAGAGCAAAGCACACCUCACCUCGGCUGCGGACAUCUGGUCCCAUGACGUCAUGGCGCAGGUCCAGGUCCUCCUCUACUACCUGCAGCACCCCCCCAUUUCCUUCGCAGAACUCAAGCGGAACACACUGUACUUCUCCACCGACGUGUAGCCCGAGGCAGGGUGGCUGCGGGCGGGUGGUGGAACCAGCCCCUCCAGCCUGGGGUCCAACUCAGACUUGAAAGACUGCAAUAGAAAACUCCCAAACCCAGCACUCCAGACUCGAGGGAAGCCAGCUUCCAAGAACUGGAAUGCGUACGUCUUUUGUGCCACCUUGUACAAAGCCGGCUGCCCAGCCCCAGCCUCACCACCGCAUCCCACCUCCUGCCCUCCAUACCUCUAGUUGUGUCUGAUGCUCCGUGCUGUUCGGGAAUUGUUUUAUGUACACUUGUCAGGCAGAAAAGGUAGUGACCGGCCCGGCGUGGGCACACAGACAGCCCGCUUUGUUCUUUCAUUUCCUCCAGCACUUUCUUUCCGCCUGAGUCCAGCCCAAGGCCUUUUAUUUUGCGCUGUGUAACUGCUGCCAGCUUCUCUCUUGGCCCUGCUCCCAGAUGGCGGUCUCCUGGCAGCCUCCCCUCAGUCUUCCUCCACCCGCUCUUCCUUCCCAGCCUGCCUGCAUGCAUGUGCACCCUUGGUCUUCGCUCCAUCGCCUUGAAAGCUCUGAAGAGGCCCUGGGUUGCCGCGGCAGCAGUGGUCUGUUUGAUGCUGCCGUUUGCCGCUGCCGGCCCCUCCUCAGACUCCGCCUUUGGGAGCACACCUGCUUUGCCUUGCUGCCUGUGCAAAUGUUGGACAAGCAGACACACUCACACUCGUCCCCAGCUUAGCACAGAGCUGGAGCGCCCAUUUCUGGAAUUUUCCGUUUGGGAAUCUCCACUUCUGGGGUUUACCUGUUCGGCCUCCUGUCUAUCAGUGAGGCAUCUCUGACUGUUUCUUCUACUGCUUUUCAGUUCCCUUCCCUGCUGUUCUAUUUCCUUUGAGUGUAAAGACUCACAGGUGACCUGCUAUCGAGAUAGCCAGAGGGUCAGGAGAGAAUGGGGGAGGAGGCGGUCAGGCUGCUGAGGAAACACCACAGGCUGAACGGGGGAGGAAUGCACAUGCCACGCUGGGUGUCCCGGGUCGCGGGGAGGCAGCUCAGCUCUUAGGAGCAAGUUGUGGGGGCUUUUCAAGAGGGGCCAGGCUUCCUGGAGGGUGACUGAUGUGGCCGAAGCAGGUGUCCAGGCAGGUAGGCUGCAGCCAGGAGCUCCCUGGCACCGCAGGACCUCGUGGUACUCUUGCCUUAGAUUUUACACACACUCCACAGCCAAGCACUGCCACGGUCCUCCAGGACCUGGGAAGCAAAGGCACAGGCCCACGGUGGCCAGCCAUUGUGGUGCCGCCCCAGCUUCUGGAUACAGCCUUUUGGGUAAACACUGGGAACUCCAGAAGUUGUGGGGAGAGUGGGGAAUCAGACAGCCGCCUCUAGGGGCUGGGUUCUGCUGGGGCCUCCUUGUUGGUGCUGUAGGCACCCGCCAGGGAGCAGGGACCCGACUUGCAGACGCAUUGCCCGGUACUAGGAAGGAGUGAGGUGUGUUCCCACCGUACACUUCCCACACGAGCUGCGGCUGCCAGCCUCGGGCCAUCAGCCUAGGAGAGCAGAUGCAGCUCCAGGGGCUCGACUUAUAGCCAGUUACAGCUCCCCGGCUCUUCUGUGUGGCAGAGCGUCGUUUCCGGGCCCUCAGGGCUGGGGAGCUCAGUUCCCAUUGCUUGUGCUCAGGGCUGAGUCUUAAAGAAGGGUUUGCCGGCCCUAACGCUGCAGCGCGUGCGCGGUGAGAGGCCCUUUUUGAGCCUGUUUACUCCUGUGGCCUUGGGCAGAACAGUAAAUACUCUGUGCACGGAGGAAAGACAUGCCCAAGAGGAAGGAAGUACUGACCAUCGGCUGCCUGUGAGCAGCUUAGCAAGGAGCCCUUGCUCCCUGGGAAAGGCGGUGAACUUGAGUCUAAAGAUGCAGUGCCUGGCCCUUCCUAAGGUCCCUGCCUGGCAUCCGAGUGUCGGUGUGUGGCACAGAAGGCUCCUGCUUGCUUCCAAAGUGAUGGACAGGAAGGGGCAGAGUGAGUCACGGCCCAGACUGGGCACCUUCGCGUCUCAGCCUCAGGGAGCCCCACAGCCCCAAGCUCGCUGAGGCAACGUGAGAACAGGCUAUGGGAAGGCUGCAAAGGCUGAGAAAUGCAAAGGCUCAUAUUUAUAAAUCCCACCCCCAGAGUGGGGAGGGUCAGGUGCCAGACCUGGACUAAACUGCACCAAGGAAACACCCAGCAGGGUCUCCUGUGAGCCGGGGACCAUGCAGCCCGAAACCUCCAGUCACUGCGCCCGGCAGGAGUCAGGAGCCAGGGACUGUGCAGCCUGGAACCUCCAGUCACUGUGCCCAGCAGGGUGGGCUGUGCCCAGCAGGAGUCAGGCUAAGAAACGCCAGGUCUGCCUGUUCUUGCUGGGCAAUGGCUGAUGGCUGCCAGUUUCUGCUGAUACACAGGUAGGAUGGGACCCUUCAUGAAUAUCUGACUUUAAUAAGUUGGUAAGGAUAUAUUUUUUUGUCUAUGUUCUGUUUCAACUUAUGUAGAUUAUUAUAAAUUGAUGUAAACCACGUGAGAGGAAAAUGUUAAUAAAAAAUGCAAAGCCCCAUCAUUUGCACAAAACUCA